This is a messenger RNA of Limulus polyphemus (Atlantic horseshoe crab), 696 nucleotides long. RefSeq lists its product as uncharacterized. The coding region runs from base 1 to 696 and encodes 231 amino acids. The record is from RefSeq and is a predicted model, not a curated record. Lineage: Eukaryota; Metazoa; Arthropoda; Merostomata; Xiphosura; Limulidae. The transcript has a single exon.
AUGCCUCUUGACUACACGCUUAAGCUUGUUGGAAAGCCAGAACUGGCAGAUCAACUCAAACACAAUAAAACACAUAUCAUAGGAAUCGGACUUCGAGGACAUCAGCCUCGAGUGCACGCAAGCUGGAUUUACUAUCCAGAAGACAACUGCCCCUUUUACAGAGCAACCAUUUUCUCUAGAUAUGGGGAAGGUAAUGCUCCGCCAGCUGAUCGACUUUUGCCAACUAUUCAAAUGGGAAUUACUCCUGUAAACGACAAUAUUGUGGCACCGGGACCAUAUUGGUCUAUUAUGGUGGAAGUAAGUGAGAGUGAACACAAGCCAGUCAACAAAGAUACCAUUGUAUAUGCUACCAUACUAGGUGCAAUCAACGUUGGUUUAAUGGAGUCUGAAGACGAGAUUGUGUCAAUUCAUUAUCGAAUGGAAAAUCGUGGUUAUCCAAUCCCUCACAUCGAUCGUGAUGGCGUUCUAGAAGUGGCACUCCCUUGGCUUAAAGAUCAUUCAGUCUGGAGUAGAGGGCGCUUUGGAAGUUACAAAUAUGAAGUAGCAAAUCAAGAUCACAGUUUAAUGAUAGGAGUAGAGGCAAUAAACAAUAUGUUGUAUGAAGAAGAAGAGAUUAGUCUCUGUAGACCAGACUAUGUUAACAAAGGAUCCGUGAAAAACAAAAUUAUGUUCGAACCCAAACCUAUACAGCAAUAG